UCUUAUGAUAUCCCGAGUUCGACAGCUGGAGAAGGCGGAGAAAAACUGCCAGACCCGCACUUUCCAAUGUCCCUACUGCUAUAUGGAAUAUAUGGUUGAUGCAAAAGACUUUGGGGAGCGAGGACUCGCGGUAAUUACUACAAAAUGGGUCAAUCUUGGCGCUGGCAGAGAGACACCUGAUGCCAAAUGGAAAAGUCAUCGGGAUCGAUAUGGAGAUAGAGAUAGACGGGAAAUCAACCAAACCGAUGAGCAUCGGAGAAGUCUUCGGGAAGACUUUGAAAACCAGGCAGAAGUGUCACUGGAAGAUCUCACCGCUGAUAACGAGAAGAAACUGUUUUCGACAAGGAAACCUCAGGUGGUUACUCGAGCGCCGGAUGGUUGUAUCUGGCAAUGGAGAUACGGGACACGGUGGUACCUAGAUCCUUCAGGGACUACUGGAUCCGCAUGGGAAUAUUGGUUGUAA
Messenger RNA from Pseudogymnoascus verrucosus, 463 nucleotides. RefSeq lists its product as uncharacterized. The coding region runs from base 5 to 463 and encodes 152 amino acids. The transcript has a single exon. The record is from RefSeq and is a predicted model, not a curated record. Lineage: Eukaryota; Fungi; Ascomycota; Leotiomycetes; Thelebolales; Thelebolaceae.